CCUGCACUUCCUCUUAGCAACGGUCCUUAGAAACAAAAGCAGAGGGAGCGAGCUCAUGGCGGACUGUCAUUAACAACAACAUGGAACAUCAGGAGAGGGCGACAACAUCUCAUUUAUCCAAAGAGGACGAUGGGAGUCGGCCCUCUGGUGAAACACAACCAGAGGCUGAAAGUGAAAGUGGUGUUUGUCAGGAUCAGAGACAGGCCGGUGCCAGAGUCAACGACUGGGAGCUUCAACAGUCACACAGAGGAGCUUUGCACAUGGAAUUUCAGGACAGUAACCKGUCUCCAGCCCUCCCGCUUCUAUCUGUAGCCUCAGAAGAGGAACACAACUUCACUGGAUAUUCCUUUUCCCAGCAAAGUCAUACAGAUUUUGUUCCUUUAAGGGCGUAUCCUGAUGUUUCCGUGGCAUCAGAAAGAUUUGGUGUUCCUCCCCAGGACUGCACCACUCCCUCCAUGGAGCGCAGCUCUUUGUCUCAGUACCCUUUAACUCAGGCAACAAUCCUUUCUGAAGAGAGCUGCUUCACUCCAUCUCAGCAGAGUUUAUCAUCUGAAAACAAAACCACAGAAAAGGAAAUGUCUCACCUGAGUACCGUUACCGAUAAUGAACCAGGAAUACAGUCAAGAGAAGGUGCCGGUAGCAAGGAGAGGGAGUCGGAGGCACAAACUAACCUUACAGACAAGCAAACAGGUGGCGUUGUUGACGAUGAGAUUUUCUUCCUGAGGAAAGAUGUUCCUGCUCAGCAUCUUCUGGACCUUUUACAGAAAGAAGUCGGUUUGCGAAGCAGCAGCAGUAGUUCUGUGUCUUCUGAGCUUCGAACCUCCACAGAGGGUACAGACGAGUCCAAGAACGCUGAAGGUGGCAAACCUUUUCCAGAUGAAAGCUUGGUUAAAAGAGAAGGUCCUCCAGGUGAAGCUCAUCUUUUCCAGAAACAGGCAGAACAAUCUGAUCAGUCAGCAGCUCUGUCAGCAGAGGUCGGUAACAUCACCACGGGUUCCCGCAGCACUCAGCCUGAUGAGAGCAGUGAGCUGUUACACAAACAGCUGCUGUCUGAAGCACAGAGACUGAGCAGACUGGAAGCUGAACGUAACAAAAAACAGCAAGUCGUUCUGACGCCACCGUGUCCGUUGUUCACGCCGUCCCUCCGAAGUGUUUCUGAAAGGAAACCGAGUGGGAACUCAAACCCUGCUAGUCUGCAGAGGAUGGGAUCAUCGUCACCAGAUGCUGAAUGCACUCACAAAGAACAGAACCUCUCAUCACAGAGCCAAACGGGAUACGAUGGGUCCUACCUGACUUUCCUUCCACAGUCUCAGUCUACUCCAGGACUUGGUAUGGCUCAGUUGAAACCCAGUGUCAAGACUAAAUUAGGUCAACUUUCAGCCGUAGAAUCUGAAAAGGAGAACUUGUAUCAGUCGAGCACAGGGAUCACUCCACAGCCAGCCGGCCCAAACGUUGACGCCCGUCUUCCAGAAGAUGAAGCUAAUUGGUGUGAUAAAGAUGCUCCGCAGACUUCAGCAGAGGUCCAGUUUCUCCCAAGACUCAACUAUAUACAGAAAAUCGAUGCUUGGAGGGCGAAACAGAACAAUAGCCCGGCGCUGGAAGAACUUGAUGGCAUCUCUUCUAAAAACAAAGCUCACGAUGCAGCGUCCAACCCUUCAAACCAAAUGACUCAACAAGCCGGGACUUUACGACGGCCUUCUGUUACAGGUGCAGCCACUCACAGCUCCUCCUCAGCGCCCUCCGGCUCCUCUUCUCCAAGGAGAGGGGAGGCAGUGGGCGGUGCUCUGUGUGACAGGGAGAACCGGGGGUCUGCAGCACCACCCUCACCCUUUGGCAGGUCCCAGUCCCACUCCUCUCUCAGCACAGUCGUUCUGUCGAUCAGUAAGCACCAACAGACAGACGUACCUCCAGCAGAAGAGAGGACUCAGAGUCAGGAUGAUGCUCCACAUCAUCAUCCUCAUUCCAGCGCCGCAAUCCAACCUUCACCUGUCCUGAACCUCGGCCACUUCAGUGAUGUGUCAUUCGAUCAGACGCUUUCAAGUUCCCAGGAUAGUUACAGUGAAGUUAAAGUAGCAGCUUCUGUUGGCACGUCCUCUGUUGUCAGUCUGGAGCUGGACCAUUACGCUCCCUACUGGACCUCAAAACAUUCAACUCCACCUCCUCCCAAGUCUCAAGAGCUCAACAUCGAUGAACGGAUUCCGCUGUAUCUUCAAAACCUCGGGAUAGACCAGACCCCUUCAAAGAUUUUGACUCCGUUUGCACCCAGAGGACCGAUUAGAGAACCUGAAUUUUCUCCCACUGAUCUCGUUACAAUUAAAGGAUCGACCGGGACCCCUUCGAGGAGCACUCAACCCUCUGAGGGAGGCAGUCCCCAUAAAGAAGAGUUCUCCAGGUCCAGCAUUCUGUCAGUGGGCUCCAGUGUGUCCAUACCAUUUAGCCUGGACAGCCUUGGUCUGGCUGUGUCUGUCCCAGAGCAGGUCAGAGCGAGGAUGGUCUCUCUAUCAGAAAUGGAAGCUAUUCAGAGUGAAAGCAGACUGGCACCUGGCUCUCAGCCUCAUGAAGGGUUCCAGUUCUCCUCACUGCAGCCCAGCCAGCAUCAAAGAGACGGCAGACAAGCUGUCAGUCAACCUGCAAAUCGCCCUGACUCUGAUACCUCACUGACUCUUAAGUCAAGGGUUGUAGAAAACAACUCAAACUCACCUUUCCAGAGCAGCCAAAGUGUGGAUGAAGAUGCAGAAAAGUCCUUUGUCAGCACCAACGCCGUGUCAGAGAUCCAUAAACUACUCUCUCACGCAGAGAACAUCAUAUCUACUGGAUCUUCUGCAGCCUCCUCAGCUGCUUUACCAAACCCACUCUUCUCUCACGAAGACAUUUUCAAAUCACCACGUCCCAAAACCAGCAGGAUCCAGAACUCUUCGUUUGCCUGCAGCUCAGCAGACAGAGACCUCAGAACUUGUUCCUCACUGCUGUGUAGAAGGUCUUCAUCAGACUCCAUGCUUGCCUCAGAGAAAACAAGGCAAACCUCUGUUGGUCGUGAGAGUAUGACCUCAUUUCUUCAACCCAAUAACUCAACACAAGCUGCUGCUGCUGUACCGUACAUGCCACACGGUGGCGCUGUGGGUAGUAACGUAGAGACGUCUCUCGCCAAAUCAGCCCGGAGGACGGAGCCUGAGGGCUGCAGUGCAGUACCCCCUGAUAACAUCCCAACACAGCCUCAAGUUAUGAAGCCUUCAGCAGCUUCCAGCAUACAGCAGCCUAACUCCCCUUCAUCAGACAGAGGGGAGGUCUCAGAGGAGGAAGACAGUCCUUCACGUCCUGCCGCACAGAGUUGCUCCUCUUCCUCUGUCACUGAGGAUGCUGAUCAGGAGCCACUGAGUGAUGGGAGCAGUGAGAGCUCACUCACACUUAGAGUGGCCAAAUUACUACAAAGUGAAUCUCCAGCCACCGUGAUGUCCAGUACGCCCAGCGUCACAGAGCAGGAGGAGAACAAAACCAAAGAGUGGCUGAAGCUGAAUGUAUUGACACAGCAGUGUGAAUUACAGCAGCUGAGCACAGAAGAUCGAGAGCGCAUUGAGGAGAUCAAAAAGGAGCUGUUGUUAAGAAACCCUCUAAAGAGCCAAGGGAGCACCGAUACAGAGAGCAGUGCAUCGUCCAGUCUUCAAACCAAUAAUCCUCUUCAGUCUGUAAAGAUGUUUUUCACCCAUCCUGAUGUGGACAACCAGCACCACCUCAGUCUGAGGCACCCAGAGUCUCACACUAAGCCUCAGAGCACCCAUCACUCUGAGUUAGAGGCCCUGGUGUGUGAGAUUGCUGCCAGAGAAGGUGUAACCCUCGCWACAAAACAACCUCGGACUUUUCCAUCCAUCACUUCAUCCGCCCGCAUCACUGCUUCCUCUGCGCCUCCCAUCAGCCCAGCCCCACUCCCACUGCUCAUAACAGAGCUCCCCACAGAACCAAACACACCCGUUGUCACCGACCAGUCAUUUCCACCACGUAUGGAUGAAGAUGAAGGUGAAGUGGCUGCUUUAGCACAAACAAACAGCGAACAACCAUCUGUUUAUGAAGCAGGUAGCAGUUUCCAAAGCAGGAACCAAAGUGUGACUUCUCAGUCCAAUCUAAAGAACUUUAGACAGGAUUUAGAUAAAACAGAUGCAAACGUUCGACCUGACAGUGCGCCGUCCUUCAGUCACCACGAGGAGUCAUCAAAUCACACCAGCGUUGUUUCAGGUGUUGUUCAGAAACCAAAUCCUGGGUCCACUGCUAGGCCAGGUCACGUGUCAAACGUCCACACCUCUGCAUCUGCUGCCAUGUCUGCUCCACCUGCUGCUGCUGCAGGGCUGCCUCAGCAGCUCCUCGUUACUCCCAGAGACCCAGCUUCAGCUGCCAGCAGUCCGGAUGAAGGUGUCGGCUCGUCCAGCCCACCAGAGUGGUACCACAGAGAGCCCGAACCAUCUGAUACCUUCAACACGUUUGAAACUGUUGUGGCUCAGAGACGGGCGACAGCAGCAGCAUCCCUCAAACGGCAACACAAAACUGAAGCAACUGCAGGAAGUCCCACUGCUGGAACACCAGUUCCUGUGCUGCUGCCUUACAAACCUCGUGGCAGUGAAGAGCUUUUCUAUGUUCCCCAAACAGAAGCUGAUGGUUCCUCAGCAGAGCAGUCUGACACCACAAUGGAGAGCACCCACACAGGCUCUGACGACGCCGUGCCUCCACACUUCAGCAGCGACGUCCUCGGAAGCAAGGACCYGGGGUUGGACCGUGGAGUCACGUUCAGACACGCAGAGGGGAUCUACAGCAAGAGGCUGAAAGCAGGCACCUUUAAAAUGCAAAGUCCUGAACUCAGAGUUGAUGCCUCAACAAACUUCACCCGAGCGCCUCCACAGAACCACAAAGUCUCCACAAGAGACCAGGGCACCAGCCCAGUCCAGUACCCCCAACACAGACCACCAGAGACCAGUCCUGAGAGAUUUCACCGGCUCCACAUAGAAACUGUCCAACCCCCGGUCUCCCAGAGGAGAGGAGAGCCAGACCUCCCUCAGCUGGACCCCGCACAGAGCAGCAGAACUCUGGACCACCUGUGGCAGAGGUUCUGUCAUCAGUGGACAGCAGAGGUGUCCCAUCCUGCCAGAGACAGAGAGGCUUCACUGCUGAUGCGCUUGGAGCGCCUGUCUCGUCUUCUUCAUCACACAGAGAGCGACGCACAGGAGGGGCGGGGCUAUCAUGUAGAGGGGCCGCUCAGGAGGACUCGGAGGAGCAAACGUGAUGUCUUCACAGAGGAGGGGACGGUCGGAGAACCUCACGUUCACCGUGGGCUGCAGGUGGGAGAAAACGAUGGCCAUGCCUCCAGCUCCUCCCGGACCCCCCAGCUCUCGCCAGCAGACAGAGACGAGUCGGAGACCUCAUCGGCCGUGUCGGGCUCYAUGUCCACCGUGGACACGGCGCGACUGAUCCGAGCCUUCGGACCCCACCGGGUGCAGCGCCUGAAAAGCAGCUCCAGCCUCAGUAAGCUGUACGGCACCAUCAACAAGCAGCAGCAGAGAGAAAGAGACACAGAUCGACUUCAUGACGUCGCUCCAUCACACACUGGCACCGACCAAUCCGUUGCUCCUGAUUCAGCAUCAUCAUCAUCAUCAUCAUCAUCCAGCACGGUCCCGUCACACCACGGACCUUCCAGAGCUCUGACAGCCAAGAGGAAAGUAAAACUGGUCAGCAAAAGUGUGCAGACAGGUGACCUGGAGGCUGUGAGGAACGGGACUCGCCGACACACCAGAGAUGUUGGAACCACGKUUCCUUCUCCUGGUGAAGCCAGAGCUUCAGGGCAGAUCUCCUCCUCCUCUUCGUCGGACACGGUGAGAGGAAGAGGAGGGCGAAUGAGUCCGUCUAAAGCUCACAGCAACCAAAUGCAAAGAAAGAAGAGGAGCCCCUCCAAGCCGUACCCUAAAGGGGUUUCAUGGUUCAUCUCUGCUGACGGCCUGAGGUCAGAGACGAGGAAGGAGAACCGUCCGGCUGCUUGCUGGAGCCGGAGCACGGCCUGGUUUGAACCCUACAGCAGGGUCAGUCCAUGGAGAGCCCCCCUCAGACAGAAACAGCUCCACGAGGACAGAGACCACCAGUCCCGUUUGACAGAUCCACCUGAGCCUGAUCCAGCUCCUAAAACCAGAACAGUGUCCUCUGGUCUCGUACGGGUCUCUCUGCAGGAGUCUUUGAUGAUGCACCGACCAGAGUUCAUCUCCCGGUCCAGGCAGAGGCUGAUGCGUCUGGCUCURCAGAGGCAGGAGAGGAGGCUUCAGGCUGACUUCAUCACAGAGAGGAACCUGUUCAACCAGCCCGGGAGGCCCGCCAGGCUGCCAAAACCUGCAGGUCUGCAGAGCACUGCUCUGCUGAAGAGAGCUGUUCCCAGGAAGGAGAUGAUCCAGAGGUCCAAACAAAUAUAUGAGACUCUACCAGAGGUGCGAGAGAGGAGAGAGGAGGAACGAAGGAAAGCAGAGUAUCAGUCCUACAGACUGAACGCCCAGCUCUACAACAAGAGAAUCACAAACCGUGUUCUGGGCAGAAGAUCAGCGUGGCACUGAGCAAACAUGAGUCAUGUGAAGAUUUGAUUUUAUUGUUAAAGCAAAAAUAAAUCAACACAGUUUGACCCAAAAAUAUUUUAUUUAUUUUUCUGCAAAUGUUGUCUUUUUUUAAUCAUGUUGUAAAAUAGAAUUACCAGUAUCACUGAGAUUUUAUAGGUUUUAACUUGGUUUUUGUUAAUAAAAACAAAACAAUAAAAACUUG
Molecule: messenger RNA, 6777 nt
Organism: Austrofundulus limnaeus
Lineage: Eukaryota; Metazoa; Chordata; Actinopteri; Cyprinodontiformes; Rivulidae
Gene: alms1
Product: ALMS1 centrosome and basal body associated protein
Exons: 18
Coding region: 81-6575 (2164 amino acids)
Biological process (GO): regulation of centriole replication
Cellular component (GO): centrosome; centriole; cytosol
Molecular function (GO): microtubule binding
Source: RefSeq, a predicted model, not a curated record